Vespula vulgaris is the source of this 1928-nucleotide messenger RNA. It is a transcript of the gene Det, whose product is annotated as baculoviral IAP repeat-containing protein 5. The transcript has 4 exons. Lineage: Eukaryota; Metazoa; Arthropoda; Insecta; Hymenoptera; Vespidae. The coding region runs from base 1391 to 1843 and encodes 150 amino acids. The record is from RefSeq and is a predicted model, not a curated record.
AAUAUCUAUAUUGUAUGAUUCGUUCGAAUAUUUAUGUUAUAAGUAACUUUUUAUUUUUUAUUAAAAAAAAAAAUAACGAGAUUUGUUAAAACGAAUAUCACUUUUAUCCAAAGAUUUCUUAAUUAAGUGUUUAAUAAAUAUGUAAUGUAAUAAUAAUGGAAACGUUUCCAAAAUAUCCAACAUUUCCAUUAUUUUCUCAUGUUCUUUGUUUUCAAAUACAUAUAUGUGUAUGUGUGCGUACGAUACACGUAUGUAUAAAUAAGAGCAACACAAAAGACGUGUCUCACCGAGGACAAAAUGAAUUUAUAGUUGUUGUGUACAUUGCUCUUCUUCGUGACAUGCGCGAAUGUGUGAGUAUUACUUACGAUAUACGUAAAUAAUAUAAUACGUUUGUGUGCGAAGCUAUUUGAGAAACGUAAAAAAAAGAUAGGAAUACAGACAGAUUUUCAAAGUAUUAUCAUUACGUUUCGAUCAGUUCGAUUGGAAUAUUGACACACGCCUGAUUUAUGUCAUUUUUGUAAUUUAUAUUACUGUGUCGUUUCUUGUAUAAUUAUUCUUAUACUCUGUGAUAAAAUUUUCAAAAGAAAGAAAAAUAGAAAAAAUAAGAAGAGAGAGAAGACACGACGCGUAAGUACUCGUGGCCGAGUCUUUUUACAAUUGUUUUGCUGCCAUUAUUGAUUAUAUUAGGAAGUUCAAGUAGAUUUGGAUAGUAUAGCAUUAAAAUCUAAUGGAUGCUUUACGAAUCGGAAAAAUCUAUUUGUGCGAUAAUUUAUUUGUAUUGUAAUUGUGUCUCGAUAAAAUGUUCGAGAAGUACGAAAUGAAAGAAUAAUAGCUGAACGAUCGAAGAUCGAUUUUUUAGAUUAAUACAUACUUAUAUAUUAUUAUUAUUAUUAUUAUUAUUAUUAUUAUUAUUAUUAUUAUUAUUAUUAUUAUUAUUAUUAUUAUUGUUGUUGUUGUCAUUCGAUGUUAAUAAAAGAUAAUGGAGAAUUAAUUAUUCGAGUUUCGCGCUUUUUCAAGUAUGCAAACAAAAAACAAAUGUAACGAUGUAGAACGACCAAUGAGAAGAGUUGAAUGAGGUAAUGGAAGGUUAGGUUAAAACAUUUGAAAGUGUUGAACGGUUCUUUAAAGAUUUUUAUGUAUGAAAUAAAUAUAUGUAUUGUGUAAAUGAUAUAAAUAAACAUAAAUAAGAAAGAGAAAGAAAAAGAAACAAAGAAAAACUCGUGGUUUAUUAAGAGUGAAAAGAAGAAACUUACGUGGAAUUCGAUAUUUAUUUAUUAUCGUUGCGACGCUCUCUUUGGCAGUUACACAUCGGCAGAGAAAAGCGACAAGUAAUCGUGUGGUCGUUCAUUUUUCGUUAACAAGAUUAUAUCGUAAGAUAGGUACACCCGAUAUGGAUUUUUUACCAGCUACUUCAUCCUUAUUUUGGAGAACGGUAAGAUUGGAAACGUUUAAAAACUGGCCUUACCAAUCUUCCAAAGAUUCUUGUACUCCAGAACGUAUGGCUUCUGCUGGUUUCUUUUCCAAAGCAACAAAGGAAGAACCAGAUUUAGCAGAAUGUUUUAUUUGUUCUAAGCAGCUUGAUGGCUGGGAAUCUACGGAUGAUCCAUGGAAAGAACAUGAGAAUCAUCAACCAUCGUGUGCCUUUGUAAAACUACAAAAACAAGAUGAAUGCCUAUGGACCGUUUACGAAUUAUUUGAAUUAAUAAAAGCGUAUAAUUUGAAAGAAUGUGAGUGUGAAUUAGAAAAGGCGAAAUCUAAAGUAAAAGACGAAGCAGCUAAGCUUGUAGAAGAAAUACCAUUAUUAUUUAAAAGUAUAAGAAAACAGAAAAGAGGAGGAAGUUAAGUUACAUUGAUGAAGUAUAUGAUAUAUUUUUUAAUAAAAUUUAGAUGAUAUAUUUUCUUUAUAAUAAAAUUUAUUAAUAUUUAUA